GGAUCCGCUGGUAUUUCCUCGCGUACACACGUGAGGUGCUACGCUGUCAAGCGUCGAGGUUUGCGUGGCGGCGAUUGUUUACCAACUAGGUCAGUCUGGCAUACCCGCUCACACACACACAGCAGUUGGAAACAGCAAAAAUAGAACCGCACCGUUCGCCAGAAUCAUUUUUCUUCGAGGCCAGAGAACGUUACGAUGGAUCCCAACCCUCGCGCCGGUGACGAGGCGUUGAUCAAUCCCGAGCCCGCGCCGGCGCGGAGUGAGGCGACCGAGGCCUCGCUAGAUAGCGCUGUGGCAGACACAGAGGCGCCCCACGCCGUCCUCGCCGAAGUCCAUGUGCAACGAGCACCAGCAGAGGAUCAGGAGGGAGCAACGGAGGAGGAGGAAGAAGGAGAUGGGGACGGGGACGAAGAUGAGGGCUACGCCGCGGAGUAUCGCAGCCUUCUCUUCCGUGUGGCAGACAUGGAGACGCAAGAAGACCAGCGAGGUCGUCAGCAAGACUUUGCGCUACGGAUGGCGCGGCGGGAAGCACAGCUGCUGGCGCGUGUUGUGCAGCAACAACAAGUGUUUCUCGCGGCACGUUUACGUCCGCAAACGUCUGCUAUUAAUCAUAGCGAUAUGAGGGACAAGGAGCAGGUGGGCGACGCCGCACCGGAACCGUUGACUUCCUCCGAUGCCGUGAAGCACAUUGUGGAGAGGGACGCGCGCAUCUCGUGUUUUGCGUAUCGCGCGGAGCGUGCACAGCAGCGGCAGCGGCAACUCGCCGACGCCACAGCGCAGCUGAAGAACCACGCGCACGCCGUACAGCAGGACGUAGAAUACAGCGCAGCGAUGCAUGAAAAGGCGGAAGGAAUUGCCGCGCAGCUGUGCGAGGACGCCGGUGUUGUUUUCACCUCUGUGGGCUUGACGACUACGGAAGGUGAAGAAGGUGCUACUGCUGCGGCGGCGGAUGAUGAUCUGUCGUCUCUUCCGCUGUCCCCAUCCAUUGUCAGCUGGCAAAAGCACAGCUCCAACCUGACAACCCUGGGCGGCACACUAGCCAAGGUACACACGCUUUUUCAAGACCCUGUCUGUCGCACAAACAUGGCAGUUGUAGCGGCGCACCUGACCCAACUCGGCCGGCAAUCGCAGCAGCUUCUGCGCGAACUGCAGUGCCUCACGCAAAGCGAGGCGAAGCUCGAAGCGGCGUUGCAGCGCAGCCGCGCCAAAACCGUCGAGUGGGGUCUCUACGCGGCGCACGCACAGCAGGCACGCGAUAUGCGUGACAUCUACUCCCCGGUGACCGUGGCAGAGAUGCGUGUGAUGGCGCUGCGCAAGCUGCUGCUGCGUCGCCGUCAGGAGCUGCAGAACGCCUUGACCGUUGCCCUCCUGCGGGAGGCGGAGCACGCUGUGGAUGUCACCUCCGUUGACGGUGCACCUGCCGUCUCCUUUUCCUCUCCCCCGGCCGAAGUCACCGUCGAGAAGAUGAAGGCCGCCGCCGACGACUGUGCGCGGCGGGAAGUCCUGCGGGACCGCCUCUGGCGCGAGCUGUUGUUUCUGAAAAAGAAUGCUCGGCGCGAGUUUGGUGUGGAAUGGAUGGCGCAACUGGAGGCGCUGGCGGUGCGCACGAUAGCCGCUGACGGCGACGAUGACGGUGACGGUGCUGAUGUGCGACGACUUGUCGAGACGCUGCAGGACAACCUGCGCGCGAGCACGUACGAUGGCUUGGCGCGUGUGGUGCGCUUGGCGGCGCUGCCUCCAGUGGGAACUGCCGAGACCGUCGAAGGUGGUGCGGCGUUAAACGUCGAACACGAGAAUGAUGGAAGAGGAGAUGCAGAGCACACAGAGUUUUCGCUCGUCGAAGCGCCCCCACCCCCCUCCUCCCCCACACCGCCGUCGCUCGGCUCCCCGACCGCGUCGUACACCCCUCGCGUGCAUGCGCUGGCGUUGCUGGAGAGCGUGCAGACCCGUGUCAACUCCAUCACCUCCCUGCUGAUGGAAAACGCCAAGCACUGGCAGCGGGUGACGGACGCGGUGGUGGAGACGACGUGGGGCAGCAGUGCACGAGACGAGGCGUGGCCACGCACCGCCGAGCUCCUGCUGCGUCGGUGCUGCACGAACGCAGGCGGUAACCGCGAUGCCGAGAGUCUCGGCGGUGUCAAAGAACGCUCCUCUCUUCUAGAAAUGGAACAGCACAUCCUCGACGUGCUGAGCACCGCAGAGAGCCGCAUUCUCGCCGAAGUGAAUGCGGCGCUCACGCAGAUGCGUACGCAGUGCACUGCGCCUUUGCUGCAGGUGAAGCGUGAAGUCGCCCUCCUCGUGCGGCUGCUGCAGUUGGCUGACGAGGCGUACGCGAGCAGCACGAAUGGGACCCGCACCACCCCCGCGUUGGAGAGCGCCGUGCAUUUUCUUUGCAGCGGUCGUGACAGCGCGGAUGCCGCUCGUCCCGCUGCGUUGCAGCAACAGGAGACGGCGGACCCCUUCGAUGCGCUUCUUCGCAUGGAUGAUGUGACUCUUUCACGCAUCCGCCUCCCGCAAGCUCCGCAGCACGCCGAUGCUCUACAAGCAGCGAUGGGCGCGGUGUCGGCCGAGUGGCAGCAGGCGCUGCGCGCGGACACGGAGACGCUGCGAUCCAGUGUGGCGGCGAAGCAGGCGAGCAUGGAGCAGUACGCGCAGUACUCCAUGGCGGAUGUCCCCGCGUUACUGGACAAGGCACGGGCGGAUGUAAAAACGUUGAAGGGGCAGCUGGUCGAGCACGCCGCGCAGUCCGGCCGUGCCGCCACUCUCGUCUCGCAAAUAGGGGAGCAGCGGCAACUGCUCGAGCGGCGAACGGGCAGCGAGAGACGUGCGCUCGAGACGGCGGUGCAGGGGGCACACAGAGAGGUGCAGUCGCUAGAGGCGGAGCUGGUGUUUUUGCGUGCGAGGAGGUCGGUGUUCGAGGCGGAGAGCAGCGGGCGCAGAACAACGCUGGCGGCGGAAGAUGCGAAGUGGGCAGCACUCGUGGAAGAGACGCGAAAACUCUUGUUGAUGACGCUGGAGUCUGUCAUUGUAAAGCACGAAGAAGAUGAAGAUGACGGAGGGGUACGAACAGCUGCAGCGUACACUGGAAUGAAAGAGGAAGGGAGAGGCGGUGAUGAACAUGCAGAGGCAAUUCCGUAUGAAGAGGACAAGUACAAGGAGGCGGCAGCGGCAGCAGAAGACGCAGAUGAAGCGAACUCCGGCACGGGGGAAACCGGCGGAGGAGAAGAGGAAGACGAGGAGUAUCGCAAUCCCACGUCCGCUGAGCUGCACGACGCGCCGGAAGGCGACGGUGACGAAGAGGGCCAGGUGCGAGAAGAGUCGGAGGCGGAGGAGGCGACCCGCGACGAUGACGAUGAUGCCCGACAGGCAGAGGAGGCGUCACCCAACGAGGAGGCCACCACCACGCGAACGGAAGACGCAGGCACCGCAUCAGGUUCCGCCAGCAGCACCUCUCCACUUGUCGAAGGCGAUACUCCAGGCGAAGACGUGGCGGCAGACGAAGAGGUCAGCCGUGCGGAUGCGGCCGCUGCGGUUGCCGCGGAGGCUGCUGCAGACGAGGAGCCGGUGCUGCUCCCGCCUCAAGAGGAGAGACACCUCAGCGUCCUCGGCGACCCUUCUGGCGUCCUCGGCGUCGGAGUUGCGGAACUUCCACCCAUCUUGGGUGGAAACCCCAACGUGAGAGGUGUGCAGCCGCAUGCCGCUGGUGCUCCCCCGGUCCUCCCCACUCCACCCACGACGUCGACAAACGCAGUGCUGGAGGAUAAUCCCUUCUACUCCGGCUUCGGCUUUGGCGAGUCGUAG
Messenger RNA from Leptomonas pyrrhocoris, 3801 nucleotides. RefSeq lists its product as hypothetical. The transcript has a single exon. NCBI's taxonomy places the organism in Eukaryota, Euglenozoa, Kinetoplastea, Trypanosomatida, Trypanosomatidae. Bases 196 to 3801 code for a protein of 1201 amino acids. The record is from RefSeq and is a predicted model, not a curated record.